Messenger RNA from Danio aesculapii, 2346 nucleotides. It is a transcript of the gene retreg2, whose product is annotated as reticulophagy regulator family member 2. Bases 132 to 1766 code for a protein of 544 amino acids. The record is from RefSeq and is a predicted model, not a curated record. NCBI's taxonomy places the organism in Eukaryota, Metazoa, Chordata, Actinopteri, Cypriniformes, Danionidae. The transcript is spliced from 9 exons.
AAGCACGUGAUUACCUGGAGAGCCUGUUAGAUCCUUCGUGUGUUUCUGUUUUUUCUAAUAAUCCAUGACGAGCCUCUCCUGACCAAACCCCGUCAUCAUCAACACACACAAACAACACUGGACGAGCGACAAUGGCGAGCAGACGGGCCUCGGUGUCCUCCUGCUCGGCGGGUCUGGAGGCCUGGUUCCCGGCGCCCGGUGGCGCGGAGGAGGAACCGGAGCUGCGGCGGCUGCGAGAGCGUCUGCGCGGGUGUCUGUCGCAGUGCGAGCCCGCGGUGGUGCUCCUUCAGCGGCUGCUGGUCUGGGAGAGGCCGCUGCACAGCAUCAUCGCCGCGCUCGCCCUAAACACGCUCUUCUGGCUGCUGUCUUCCACAUCCCUGAGGCCUCUGUUUCUCCUGAGUGUUUUUCUCAUUGGUUUGACUCUGCUGGAGAGAUGGAAAGACAAGCUGCCGCAGAUCACCGCGUGGCGUCCAGAGGUGUCUGUCAUUGAGCGAGAGGCGCUGAGCGAUCAGCCUCGUCUGCUGAGUGUGGAGGAGCUCAGCCAUCAUCUUGCAGAGAGUUACCUCACCUUCAGCCUUUACAUCCAGGAGAUGCUGCAGUACAAGCGGCAAAACCACGGCAAGUUCUGCAUCAUGAUGUGUUCAGGAUGUUUCACGAUGGCCGUAGUUGGACAUUACAUUCCCGGGGUUAUGAUCACCUACAUCAUAUUGCUGAGUGUGCUGCUGUGGCCGCUGGUGGUUUACCAUGAGCUGAUCCAGAAAAUGUACACCAGACUGGAGCCCAUACUGAUGAAACUCGACUACAGCAUGAAAGGAGACACACAACGCCGCAAAUACGACAAGAGAAAGAUGAAGAAGGAGCAGGAAGAUGGUGAUGAACCAAGGGCAGAGACGGAGAGUGAGAGCGAGGAGGAGUUGUCCUGCUUCGCCCCUACUGUGGAUGUGAAGACCACAGCUCUGGCGAUGGCUAUUACUGACUCUGAGCUGUCCGAUGAGGAGGCGUCUAUACUGGAGAGUGGAGGAUUCUCUGUGUCCAGAGCCACUACACCACAGCUCACAGACCUCUCUGAAGCAGAUCUUGACCAACAAAGUGUGCACAGUGAACCAGAAGAGGCCUUCACUAGAGACCUAGCAGAGUUUCCAUCAGUAGAUGAACUUCCCUCCAUUGAACCGGGCCUGUUUCACUUCCCGCUGGGUGUUCUUGGGUCUGAUCCAACAGGAGCAUCCGGCUCUGAGGAGGAAGCUCUAUCCCCUGCUAGCCUCCUUAUUCAACACUUAGCAUCUCCGCUACACUUCGUCAACACGCACUUCAAUGGACACGGACAAGCGGGGGUGGUGGCACACCAAAGCAUUGUGGGUGCUCCGAGAGAGAGCGUUUCGAGACCUGCUCGCUCCCUGGAAGCCCUCAGCGAGGAAAUCGUAAGCACGGCUAUAUCUACAGUAGUACAAAACACUCUUUCUGCCCUCCUUCGGUCGACGGAAGCAAGCGAAGGUUCAUCGAUGGCUUCGUUUCUUCCGUCUGAAACACCUCCGUGUCCAAUGGAAUCGCCAGUUGAGUCGCCAUCCCAAGAAAACGAGGAAGAGGUAAGCACCGAGGAGCAACCGGACGUUACGCUCGUACCCCAGGAAGAAGAGGACUUUGAGCUUCUGGACCAAAGCGAACUGGAACAGAUGGAUGAGGGGGAGGGGCUUGGACAGGACGUGGGUGGAGCUCCCACAGACACGCCCCCAAGCAGUCAGCAGCAUGCAGAGCGGCAGGAUUCCUAGCUUCCCGUAUUGGAAACUGUUUCUUUUAUUUAUAGUCCCAUGUAGAUAGCAUAUACUGACACAUGAUUCGCGAAAGGGAAUGUUGCCUUUUUUCGUUGUCAUUUUUUGGGAGUGAGAUCACUGUGAUUGUUUUGGUGAAUGUUAAACGUUUCGUUAAAUCAAACCAAAAUCGCCUUCAGCCUCAAAUCAGGCCAGUCAGAUUUUAAAAGCGACCUAAAAGGUGUUUAUUUUGACGAAGAAUAUAUGAAAAGAGCCCUCUGGUUUAUCAAUCCCACACUGACGAAGGUCAUUGGGUUUAAUAGGAACAUCACGGGAACAAACCAUGUAGGCUCAGUUUUAUUUGCUUGCUAAGGCUGUUUUUUGUAUGUGGAAGGAGAGAACGAGCAGGAUAUGAUUGCAAAUUCUCAAUGAAAAGUCGGUUAUGUUAUAGAUUUUUUUUUUAUAUAAUCAUAGCUGAACUAAUAUAUUCUAUAAUAUAUACAUAUGAAGUGGAUGGUCUUAUUUAUUCAAAUUGGUUAGAGUGAAGAGUAGUUUGCUAUUAAAUAGUUUUCAAAUAAAUAAUAAAGUUGCAAGGCUUAAA